GUGGCGGCGCCGGGUACGUCGAGGCUGCCGCGGACUCAAGAUGGCGGCGUGUGGACGUGUACGGAGGAUGUUUCCCUUGUCCGCGGCUCUGCCGCUGCUUCUGCUCGUGGUGGCCCGGGCCCAGGGGGCCCAGAACCCCCCGAACCUCCCAAACAUGGGAAGCCUACACCAGUCUCAGGGGCUGGGCUUCAGGCCCUUCGCCGAGAGCGUGGAGCAGCCGGCUCAGGCGCACGCUCCGCAGCCGCCUCAGCAGCAGCAGCAGCAGCAGCAGCAGCCGCAGGCGCCGCAGCAGUCCCAGCAGCAGCUUCAGCAGCAGCAGCAGCCCUUCGCGGCCGGAGCGGGGCCGGCCCGGCGGGGCGGCGCGGGGCCCGGCGGCGGCUGGAAGCUGGCGGAGGAGGAGACGUGUCGGGAGGACGUGACCCGGGUGUGCCCCAAGCACACCUGGAGUAACAACCUGGCGGUGCUCGAGUGUCUGCAGGACGUGCGGGAGCCUGACAAUGAAAUUUCAUCAGAUUGCAACCAUUUAUUAUGGAAUUAUAAACUGAAUCUAACUACAGACCCAAAAUUUGAAUCUGUGGCCAGAGAAGUCUGCAAAUCUACUAUAUCAGAAAUUAAAGAGUGUGCUGAAGAACCAGUUGGGAAGGGCUACUUAGUCUCCUGUUUGGUGGAUCAUAGAGGCAACAUUACCGAAUACCAGUGUCAUCAGUAUAUAACUAAGAUGACAGCCAUUAUCUUCAGUGAUUAUCGUCUGAUCUGUGGCUUCAUGGAUGACUGCAAAAAUGACAUCAACAUUUUGAAGUGUGGCAGCAUCCGUCUUGGAGAAAAGGAUGCACAUUCACAAGGUGAGGUGGUGGCCUGCUUGGAGAAGGGCCUAGUAAAAGAAGCGGAAGAAAGAGACCCCCGGUUUCAAGUCUCAGAACCUUGCAAAAAAGCCAUUCUUCGUGUGGCUGAGCUGUCCUCAGAUGAUUUCCACUUGGAUCGGCAUUUAUAUUUUGCUUGCCGAGAUGAUCGGGAGCGUUUCUGUGAAAAUACGCAGGCUGGUGAAGGCAGGGUAUAUAAGUGCCUCUUCAACCACAAAUUUGAAGAAUCGAUGAGUGAAAAGUGUCGGGAGGCAUUGACAACUAGACAAAAGCUGAUUGCCCAAGAUUACAAGGUCAGUUAUUCCUUGGCAAAAUCGUGUAAGAGCGAUCUGAAGAAAUAUCGAUGUAAUGUGGAAAACCUUCCCCGGUCCCGGGAAGCGAGGCUCUCCUAUCUUCUGAUGUGUCUGGAGUCUGCUGUACAUAGAGGUCGACAGGUAAGCAGUGAGUGCCAGGGAGAAAUGUUGGAUUACCGGCGCAUGCUGAUGGAAGACUUCUCUCUGAGCCCUGAGAUUAUCUUGAGCUGUCGAGGGGAAAUUGAACACCACUGCUCUGGACUACACCGAAAAGGACGGACUCUGCACUGUCUGAUGAAAGUAAUUCGUGGAGAAAAGGGAAAUGUUGGAAUGAAUUGCCAGCAAGCGCUUCAAACACUGAUUCAAGAAACUGACCCUGGUGCAGAUUACCGCAUUGACCGAGCUUUGAAUGAAGCUUGUGAAUCUGUAAUACAGACGGCCUGCAAGCACAUACGAUCUGGAGACCCAAUGAUCCUCUCUUGCCUGAUGGAGCAUCUCUACACAGAGAAGAUGGUUGAAGACUGUGAGCACAGGCUGCUUGAGCUUCAGUAUUUCAUCUCUCGAGACUGGAAACUGGACCCUGUUCUUUACCGCAAGUGCCAAGGAGAUGCUUCCCGUCUUUGCCAUACCCAUGGCUGGAAUGAGACCAGUGAGCUCAUGCCGCCCGGAGCUGUAUUCUCCUGUUUAUAUCGACAUGCUUACCGAACCGAGGAGCAGGGCAGGAGACUGUCUCGAGAAUGCCGAGCUGAAGUCCAGAGGAUCCUGCACCAACGGGCCAUGGAUGUGAAGCUGGACCCUGCUCUCCAGGACAAGUGCCUCAUUGACCUGGGCAAGUGGUGCAGUGAAAAAACAGAGUUGGGCCAGGAGCUUGAGUGCCUCCAGGAUCACCUCGAUGACUUAGCUGUGGAGUGCAGAGACGUAGUGGGCAACCUCACGGAGUUAGAGUCCGAGGACAUUCAGAUUGAAGCUUUGUUGAUGAGAGCCUGUGAGCCUAUCAUUCAGAAUUUCUGCCAUGACGUGGCAGAUAAUCAGAUUGACUCUGGAGAUCUGAUGGAGUGUCUGAUCCAAAACAAACACCAGAAGGAGAUGAAUGAGAAAUGUGCAAUCGGCGUCACCCACUUCCAGCUGGUCCAGAUGAAGGACUUCCGAUUCUCCUAUAAAUUUAAAAUGGCCUGCAAGGAAGAUGUCUUAAAACUUUGCCCCAACAUCAAAAAAAAAGUGGACGUGGUGAUCUGCCUGAGUACCACCGUACGCAAUGAUACGCUGCAGGAUGCCAAGGAGCAGAGGGUGUCCCUGAAAUGCCGCAGACAGCUACGCGUUGAGGAGCUGGAAAUGACGGAGGAUAUCCGUUUGGAGCCAGAGUUACAUGAGGCCUGCAAAAGUGACAUCAAGAAUUACUGUCAGACCGUGCCCUUUGGCAAUGCCCAGAUCAUUGAGUGCCUCAAAGAGAACAAGAAGCAGCUCAGUCCUCGGUGCCACCAGAAGGUCUUUAAGCUGCAAGAGACAGAGAUGAUGGACCCAGAACUGGACUACACGCUCAUGAGAGUUUGUAAACAAAUGAUCAAGAGAUUCUGUCCAGAUGCAGAUUCAAAGAACAUGUUGCAGUGUUUGAAACAAAAUAAGAACAGCGAGCUGAUGGACCCUAAAUGCAAACAGAUGAUCACCAAGCGCCAGAUUACCCAGAGCACAGAUUACCGUCUAAACCCUGUGCUGAGGAAAGCCUGUAAAGCUGACAUUCCUAAAUUCUGCCAAAAUAUCAUCAGUAAGGCUAAGGAUGACUCCGAGCUGGAAGGCCAAGUCAUUGCCUGCCUGAAACUGAAAUAUGCUGAUCAGCGACUUUCUCCAGACUGUGAGGACCAGAUCGGAGUAAUAAUCCAGGAGUCUGCUUUGGAUUACAGACUUGACCCUCAGCUGCAGAUGCAUUGCUCAGAUGAGAUCUCCAGCCUGUGUGCAGAAGAAGCAGCUGCCCAGGAGCAGACGGGCCAGGUAGAAGAAUGUCUAAAAGUGAACCUGCUCAAAAUCAAAAGUGAAAUGUGUAAAAAGGAAGUAUUAAACAUGCUAAAAGAAAGCAAAGCAGACAUAUUUGUGGACCCAGUUCUCCAUACAGCCUGUGCCCUGGACAUCAAACAUCAUUGUGCAGCCAUUCCCCCUGGUCGAGGGCGGCAAAUGUCCUGCUUAAUGGAGGCCCUGGAAGAUAAACGGGUGAGAUUGCAGCCUGAGUGCAAGAAACGCCUCAACGAUCGAAUUGAGAUGUGGAGUUACGCAGCCAAGGUCGCCCCAGCAGAAGGCUUCUCCGAUCUUGCCAUGCAGGUGAUGACGUCCCCAUCUAAGAACUACAUCUUGUCAGUGAUCACAGUGGGCAUCUGCAUACUGUUCCUGAUUGGCCUGAUGUGUGGACGCAUCACCAAGCGGGUGACACGAGAGCUCAAGGACAGGUAGAGCCCGGAUGGCCACCAAAGCAACCACCUGCCCAGUGCCCACUUUGUACAGCCCUCCUGUAUAGUCUCCCCUCCGCCUCUUCUGAGGAGAAGCGAGCACCCAGAUUAGAACAGCAGCAGUUGUCCGCUCCAUUGCCCCAUCUCGAAUUUCGUCCACAGCAUCCUCAUCACUCUCUGAAAGAGUCUGUGUACAACCUCGACAGCUGGCCUAUGUUUGUUAUGCCCUUUGUUAGACUUUUGUUUACCUGCCUGUAGAUAAGUCUCUCAUGCCAACGGAACUACCAACACUCCCAGAAUCAGACUGACCUGACCUGCAGCUCAAACCAUUUUUAAGUAAAAAAAAAAAUUUUUAAAGAGAGGGGGGGAAAAAAAUAUAUAUAUAUAUAUAUAUAUAAAACCUCCAAGCUUGAUUUGGGUAGUGGGGUUCAUACCUGGAUACAUUUAUAUUCUAUGACUGGGUAAAAAUCAAGAUAGAGAGAAAACACGUCACUUAACAUAACUUGUUUUUUGGAUGUCUUACUCGUCUUCUCAUAAAUAUCUUCAGCAUUUAAUCAGUAUAGUGGACACCAGUGACAGGAUUCCCCACUGGCCAUCCUGAUUUGGGUCCCAUUUAUUUCUGCUGAAAUAUCAAUGCCUUCCAGCUUCCGUCCUCAAAGAGCCACCACUGGCCAAGAUCCCAGAGCCUGAAGGGUUUUUUAAGAUCUCCACACAUAAAGUAGAACACAGGACGCUGGAAACUGAAUUGGGGAGGUUAAGCUUUUUACAAGUCCCCUGGUAGUUAGAACCCAGCAGCCUUCUUCCAGCAAGCCUGUUCACCAGUUAAGAUUGGAACUGACUCUGGAAGUCACCUGUCUGCUUCAUCUAAAGACUCUGACUGGAGUUAGAAGAGCCCUCUGGGGUACGGCUGAGGGAGGGAGGGUUUGGUUCAUUUGAUUUU
Phascolarctos cinereus (koala) is the source of this 4528-nucleotide messenger RNA. RefSeq names its product golgi glycoprotein 1 (gene GLG1). Lineage: Eukaryota; Metazoa; Chordata; Mammalia; Diprotodontia; Phascolarctidae. Gene Ontology annotation, cellular component: Golgi membrane. Gene Ontology annotation, molecular function: fibroblast growth factor binding. The record is from RefSeq and is a predicted model, not a curated record.